Messenger RNA from Rhododendron vialii, 4556 nucleotides. Its product is annotated as DExH-box ATP-dependent RNA helicase DExH11. The record is from RefSeq and is a predicted model, not a curated record. Gene Ontology annotation, biological process: nuclear-transcribed mRNA catabolic process, 3'-5' exonucleolytic nonsense-mediated decay. Gene Ontology annotation, cellular component: Ski complex. NCBI's taxonomy places the organism in Eukaryota, Viridiplantae, Streptophyta, Magnoliopsida, Ericales, Ericaceae. Gene Ontology annotation, molecular function: ATP binding; RNA helicase activity; RNA binding. Bases 218 to 4282 code for a protein of 1354 amino acids. The transcript is spliced from 24 exons.
UACGCAACACAUGCUAGACUACACUUGGAAGAAGCAACUACUGCCCUAGUUUAUCUUCCACCGCCCGACACCGCAAAACCCUCUUUGCCUCUGGAGCAGCGAGAACUAGAACACAUUCCCCACUCUAACCCGCGGAAAACGAACGUCUCCACAAGUUCAAAGUGGGAGAAAAAGUACGAGUCGCAAAACGGCUUGGCCGUAGAAGCAGAGGAUUCCGAUGGAUCGAAUCGUCGCGGCAAAGGAGCUCGCCUUUCGGGUCGGGUUCUCCGGACACAGCGGCCACUUACGGGUCGAACCCCUCCCGCCCGUCGAGCGCCCCGGUCCCCUCCACCAUCUACCUGACUUCAUACCACUGCCUGCAUUUGCCCGGGAAACACCCGAAUCAAUAAAAGAGUAUAUAGAGGAGAACUAUCUCUUUCCAAGAUUGGACGCUGAUGAGUUUUCUCCUGAAAAGGCUGGUAAGCAGUGGGAAUUUGACUGGUUCAGUAAAGCAAAAAUUCCCCUCGAGCCAUCAUUGCCACGGUCUGUUGUAGUUCCCACGUGGGAGUUACCUUUUCGACGCCGAAAGAAGGAGUCGGAGCAAGGAGAAUGGGAACCCAGUUCAGUGCAGGUGGAGCUUUCUGAACUUAUGGUAGAAGCUGAAGAUUCUGGCGGUUUGCCACGCAUGGCAGGACCCGCAAAGGAUUUCGUAAAGGGAAGCAUCAAUAAACGCCCUUUUCGUCCUGGCGGUUUGGAUAAUUCCCAAGCAUCAGAAAGGAUUCCUGUUGGUGCUUCUAAUGGUCAAUGGGUAUGGGAGGUGAUUAAUGGCGGUCCUCCUCAAACAAUUCCUCCUAGCUUUAAACAAGGACUGGAUCUUGGUGAUCUCAAGGCAUGUUCAUACUCAUGGAAUGUUUACAAGGAUCAAACUGUAAUCAAGAGCACAUCUGUUGAAAAACAGAAUGAGUUAUAUGUUCAGUUUGAUGACUUAUUUAAGAAAGCAUGGGAAGAGGAUGUGACAGAGUUUGUGGGUCAUGUGUCAGAGUCAGAAGAAGCUGAAGUCGAUGACGAAAUUGUUAAGUCGGAGUCCGUUGAGUUGGAAGCUGAAGUUAAUAUGGAUACAGUGCCUGGUGGUGUUUUUGUCCCUGAAUCAUCGAUUUUGGAUGAGAUUUUGUCAGUUGAAUCAGUAGGGUCGAUUUCGAUAUUGCACAGAACCGGUGAUAGUGGUGGUUUGGAGCAUAAAGAGGCCUGGGCUGUGAGAGAAGGCGGUGAAGAGAUUGCAGAGCAUUUUCAUGAACUUGUUCCAGACAUGGCACUUGAAUUUCCCUUUGAACUGGACAAAUUCCAGAAGGAGGCUAUUUAUUAUCUUGAAAAAGCGGACUCUGUUUUUGUGGCAGCUCACACAUCUGCUGGGAAGACAGUUGUUGCAGAGUAUGCAUUUGCUUUGGCAUCAAAACACUGUACGAGAGCUGUGUAUACUGCUCCGAUUAAAACCAUUAGCAACCAAAAAUACAGGGAUUUUUGUGGGAAAUUUGACGUUGGCCUUCUCACUGGGGAUGUAAGCUUGAGGCCAGAGGCUUCUUGUCUCAUCAUGACCACUGAGAUACUGCGGUCAAUGCUUUAUAGGGGUGCUGACAUCAUACGUGACAUUGAGUGGGUAAUAUUUGAUGAAGUGCAUUAUGUUAAUGAUGUGGAAAGGGGUGUUGUUUGGGAAGAAGUUAUUAUCAUGCUUCCAAGGCAUAUCAAUAUUAUCCUUCUUUCAGCCACGGUGCCAAAUACAAUGGAAUUUGCUGACUGGAUUGGUCGAACAAAACAAAAGAAAAUUCGUGUAACCGGGACAACUAAGAGACCGGUCCCGCUGGAGCAUUGCCUCUUUUAUUCUGGAGAACUUUAUAAAAUUUGUGAAAGUGAAGUCUUCUUGCAUCAUGGUUUGAAAGCUGCCAAGGAUACAUACAAGAAAAAAAAUUCGACUACAGUUAGUGGUGGUACUGGAACAUAUCCUGGUGUUUCAGCAGGCCAUGAAGGGAGUCGUGCUCCUAAACGUGAAAGUUCUUCUCGGGACAAACAGAACAAACAUUCUGGAUUUAACAAGAUAGGGAAUUUCCCUGGUAUGGGUGGCGGGAACCAAGCUGGUGGUAGCAAUCGGGGGUCCUGGAGAUCAGAAGCAUCUUUGUGGUUGUUGCUUAUCAAUAAACUUUUGAAGAAGUCACUACUACCUGUGGUUAUAUUUUGUUUCUCAAAGAAUCGGUGCGACAAAUCAGCUGAUAAUUUAACUGGCAUUGAUCUCACAAGUAGUUCAGAGAAAAGUGAAAUUCGGGUAUUCUGUGACAAAGCAUUUUCAAGGCUUAAGGGAUCUGAUAGAAACCUACCACAGGUGGUCAGAGUUCAAAAUCUUCUACGUCGAGGGAUUGGUGUACAUCAUGCGGGCUUGCUUCCAAUCGUUAAAGAAGUUGUUGAGAUGCUUUUCUGCCGUGGUGUGAUUAAGGUCUUGUUUUCAACAGAGACGUUUGCAAUGGGAGUUAAUGCUCCGGCUAGGACGGUGGUUUUCGAUACGUUAAGGAAGUUUGAUGGCAAAGAAUUUAGGCAAUUACUUCCUGGAGAAUACACUCAAAUGGCCGGUCGUGCUGGCAGGAGAGGACUUGAUAAAAUUGGUACAGUUGUCAUAAUGUGCCGUGAUGAAAUUCCAGGAGAGAGUGAUUUGAAGCAUGUUAUUGUUGGCAGUGCAACGAGGCUGGAAUCUCAAUUUCGACUGACCUACAUCAUGAUCAUGCAUCUUCUCCGCGUUGAAGAAUUGAAGGUGGAGGACAUGUUGAAAAGAAGUUUUGCUGAAUUUCAUGCUCAGAAGAAACUCCCAGAGCAACAACAACUUCUAAUGCGGAAGCUUGCGCAGCCUACAAAAGCUAUUGAAUGUAUAAAGGGUGAACCAGCAAUUGAGGAAUACUAUGAGAUGUAUUCAGAAGCUGAGAAAUAUAGCAACCAGAUAUCAGAGGCUAUCAUGCAGUCCCCCCCAUCCCAAAAAUUUCUUAUUCCUGGAACAGUUGUUGUUGUGAAAUCCCAAUCAGCCCAAGAUCACUUGCUUGGAGUUAUUGCGAAAGCACCUUCUGCCAAUACUAAAAGAGUAGCUUUAGUCUUGACACCAAAUUUACCAUCAACUUUGCAAGCUUCCUUGACUACUGGUAGUUUGGAAGAUAAGAAGACUUUUGAGUUACAGAUGCUGGUACCAAAAUCAAAACGUGGUAUCGACGAUGACUAUUACUCUUCUGGCUCUUCUCGUAAAGGAUCUUGUACUGUCAACAUAAAACUCCCUCAUCGUGGUAGUGCCGCUGGUAUAAAUUAUGAGGUUAAAGAAAUCGAUAAUGGAGAUAUCCUAUCUAUAUGUGAUAAAAAAAUAAAGAUGGAUCAAAUUGGACUUCUACAAGAUAAUAAUAGUGCUGCUUAUUCCAAGACUGUGACAGAGCUGUUGAAUUCAAAAUCUGACGGGAAGUACCCUCCAGCCCUGGAUCCAGUGAAAGAUCUGAAGAUGAAAGACAUGGAUCUUGUGGAAGCUUAUUACAAGUGGCAUAGCCUAUUGCAGAAGAUGACACAGAAUAAGUGCCAUGGGUGUGUAAAGUUGGAGGAGCACAUCAAGCUAGCAAAAGAGAUAAAGAGCCAUAAAGAAGAAGUCAGUACUUUGAAGUUUCAAAUGUCAGAUGAAGCACUUCAGCAGAUGCCUGACUUUCAGGGUCGAAUAGAUGUUCUGAAGGAAAUUGGCUGUGUAGAUGCUGACCUGGUUGUUCAGAUCAAAGGGCGAGUUGCUUGUGAGAUGAAUUCUGGGGAGGAGUUGAUAUGCACGGAGUGCUUGUUUGAGAAUCAACUGGAUGAACUGGAACCAGAAGAGGCAGUGGCGAUAAUGUCUGCCCUUGUGUUUCAGCAGAAGAAUACGUCUGAACCUACACUUACUUCCAAGCUUUCCCUGGCUAAACAAAGAUUGUAUGAAACUGCCGUAAGACUUGGGGAGCUUCAAGCACAACGCGGCGUACAGAUUAACCCCGAGGAGUAUGCUCGGGACAAUCUUAAGUUUGGCCUUGUUGAAGUGGUCUAUGAAUGGGCAAAGGGCACUCCAUUCGCAGAUAUCUGUGAACUUACGGAUGUUCCCGAAGGGCUGAUAGUGAGGACUAUCGUAAGACUAGACGAGACAUGCCGUGAAUUCAAGAACGCUGCUUCAAUUAUGGGUAAUUCUGGUCUAUACAAGAAGAUGGAAUUGGCUUCCAAUGCAAUAAAGCGCGACAUUGUUUUUGCAGCUAGCUUGUACAUUACUGGUGUCUGAUCGUGUUGUUACAGCCUGAAGGCAUUUGUUUAGCUCACCCUCUAAAUAAUAGGGAGGUGCUUAGGGAAGAAAAAUGUUGUACAUUAGAAAUGUUGUACAUUAGAGAUGAUGUGAUUCUAGCUAUUGUUAGCACACAGUUUCAAAAAGAAGAAGAAGCUGCUGCUAUUGUUAGUACAUAAAAUUCAGUGGAAAUUCUGGAAUGCUUGGUGAUAAACAGGUAAGAGGCUGUGGAUUGAAAUCUGUAUAGGAAGACUGUUAAAUCUUUUCCCAAAAA